This is a messenger RNA of Talpa occidentalis (Iberian mole), 626 nucleotides long. Its product is annotated as ubiquinone biosynthesis protein COQ4 homolog, mitochondrial. NCBI's taxonomy places the organism in Eukaryota, Metazoa, Chordata, Mammalia, Eulipotyphla, Talpidae. The annotation marks the transcript as partial. Gene Ontology annotation, cellular component: mitochondrion; mitochondrial inner membrane. The record is from RefSeq and is a predicted model, not a curated record. Gene Ontology annotation, biological process: ubiquinone biosynthetic process. The transcript has 6 exons.
AUGGCGACGCUGCUGCGCCGGGCCCUGCGCCCCUUCCGCCCCCUCCGGGGCCGCCCGGGGCCGGCUGCAGACGCGCCGCUCCGCGCCGCCAGCCGAGGCGCCGGCCUGCUCUACCCCGAGCACAUCCCCACCUCCCCGCUGCAGAAGGCGCUGCUGGCCGCCGGCUCCGCGGGAAUGGCGCUCUGCGACCCGUAUCGCCACGACAUGGUUGCAGUUCUAGGGGAGACCACUGGACUCCGUGCCCUGAAGCUCCUCAGAGACCAGAUGAGGAGGGAUCCAGAGGGUGCCCAGAUCCUGCAGGAACGCCCCCGGAUCUCACUGUCCACCCUCGACCUAGGCCAGCUCCAGAGCCUGCCUCAGGGCUCCCUGGGCCGCGAGUAUCUCCGUUUCCUGCAUGAGAAUAGGGUCUCCCCAGAUACCCGGGCACCCACCCGCUUCGUGGAUGACGAAGAGCUGGCGUACGUGAUCCAGCGGUACCGGGAGGUGCACGACCUGUUGCACACGCUGCUGGGGAUGCCCACCAACAUGCUGGGGGAGAUCGUGGUGAAGUGGUUUGAGGCUGUCCAGACGGGCCUGCCCAUGUGCAUCCUGGGUGCGCUCUUUGGACCGAUCCGUCUCAGUGCCCA